AUGCAUUACGCUGGAGCACAUGUGCUUGCUUGGAUGUCACUGCUGGUAGGUACGGGAACACUUAUCGCUGCAAUUGGCACAGACUUCUGGUCAACACAUCGUCCAGUGGAAAGUGUUGAUAUAAUGAGCAUGCAUCGCGGUCUAUGGAAACAGUGUACGCGAUAUUUGAUCGAUACAUAUUGCCAUAAUCGUUUCUCGAAAUUCACGGACGAUGUGCUCGAAGUAAUGCGUAUCGGAGGUUUUGCUACUGCUGGUGAUCUUUUUGAUGGAUAUCGCCCACCAAUCACCGCUAAAAAACUUCAAGGUAUCUGCUCGGCAUGUGCAUCGAUCUGGUAUGCUCAUCAAAAUCAAAUGGGUCAAACGUUAACAUUCAGCGUACAACAGCCAGAUGAUCUGUCUUUGUAUCGAAUGCAUAAUCAGUUAGCCUGGUCAUUUUAUUUGGCUGUAUGUGGCAGUAUCUGUCAAUUUUUGGGUGGUGUAUUUUUUGCGUGUUCCCGACCACGGCAAUCCUCUUCCGCCUACACGCAUUCUGUUUGA
Molecule: messenger RNA, 537 nt
Organism: Anisakis simplex (herring worm)
Lineage: Eukaryota; Metazoa; Nematoda; Chromadorea; Rhabditida; Anisakidae
Source: the annotation of a GenBank genome assembly